Molecule: messenger RNA, 891 nt
Organism: Helobdella robusta
Lineage: Eukaryota; Metazoa; Annelida; Clitellata; Rhynchobdellida; Glossiphoniidae
Exons: 9
Coding region: 1-891 (296 amino acids)
Source: RefSeq, a predicted model, not a curated record
AUGUUGGAGGGGAAGACAGCAUUCAGAGCUCUACCUUUGAACAAGGAACCAACAUACACAACAACUGGAACGAAACUGUUGGAAGCUGUCAAGUUAGUGGAGGAGGUAGAGAAGACUCUCUACAUGAAGAAGAAGGAUUUUAAGAUGAAGAUGAAGAUUUUGAAGUUUAAAUCGAAUCUCGUCAAGAAUAAAGAGACUCAAUUGAAGGAGACAGUCGCUAAGUUUAAUAAAUUCGUUCAGGAAAAUGAUUAUAAGAAGUGGAGAGCUCACGUUAAGAUAGAUGAGGAGCAACAGGCUAUCAAGGCAUUAGCCAACGAUAUUGAUACGGCUCAAUCACAGUUAAUUUCACUAGCAAAAUUCAAAGAGAAGCUAUUGAAGUGGACACAGCAGCGACGAACUUUUUUAGAUUUCAUGCAGAAAGUGCACCAGAGAACAAGUUACGAUUUUCCAGAGCUGAGACACAUCAUCGCCAGAAAGGAAACUCUUAUGGCUAUCCAGGAGGAACUGGUGAAUAGGAUAUCCGCAGGGCUAGAUGGAUGCGAGAACGUAAAAAACGCCCUGAAGAAAUAUGUCGAGUUAACCGGCCUGAAGAAAAGACGAGAAGAUAUCAAACAGACCACAUACGACAGUAACAUAAGAUUGAACGAAAUUUACGCCAAAGUUAAGGCAAGUUCUGCCGAAGUCAAGCAAAUAUUUCUAUGUCUAAACAGCAUGUGUGACUGGCUGGUCACUUAUGAAGGCAUGCAGUCCAUUCACAAACCAGCUGAUCUGGAGAAGUGCAUCGAAAUCGUUCCAUUGCUGGCCAAACACGUGGCCUUCUUCACUUCCGUUGUGGCAAGGGUGAAAAAGGACCUUAUCAAUUCCCCAGCUGAUCUGCCACCUUGUGAAUAG